AUGUCAGGAACAGGCUUGGGCCGUUUAGGCUCCACUUCCCCGGACCCAGGCGCGUCAUCCCGCGAUAACCACGCUCUUCUCGACAUGGUGGACGGGGAAGAAGGCAUCUCGAGAGGGAGAAGCCAUGGAGAGGUAAAGGGACCAACUGCAGAUUUAAUGCGACGACUUGGAGUCUCGCCUGAGCGACGAAUCAAAGUUACGCCUGAAGAUGAUGCGCGUGUUCUCAAGAGGAUUGACAUGGUUGUCCUGCCUCUGAUGCUGGCAGUUUAUUUCCUUCAAGGUCUUGAUAAAGCCACAAUCGCAUACGCGUCUAUCUUUGGACUCAUUGAAGAUACGCAUCUCAAAGGCAACCAAUUCUCAUGGCUAAGCAGUAUCGUCUAUGUGGCUCAGCUCAUCGCUCAAUUCCCGCUAGCAUGGCUUCUUGUGAAACUUCCCAUCGGAAAAUUCACAGCGUGUAUGGUGACCUUUUGGGGACUCACUCUUACUCUUAUGGCUGCCGCACAUACCUUUCAAAGUCUGCUGUUCGCCAGGUUUUGGCUAGGUGCGUUUGAAGCGAGCAUUGCGCCUAGCUUUGUAGCCAUUACGCAGAUGUUUUGGAGGAGGAGGGAGCAGCCGUUGAGAAUGAGUUAUUGGUAUGCUAUGAAUGGAUUCACAGGUGUUUUUGGAAGUUUGGCGACUUGGUGGCUUGCACAGUUACCGUUGGGAUUGAAGCCAUAUCAGACCAUCUUUGUCGCCUUUGGUAUCAUCACAGUUUGCUUCUCAACUGUCUUGUUCAACUACAUGCCCGAUUCCCCAGCAGAAGCCAAGUUCCUUGACAAGCACGAUAAACUCAUCGCGAUUGAGAGAUUGAGGAUGAACCAGACGGGUGUCAUGUCGCGUCAAUGGCGAUGGGAUCACUUCUGGGAGACCAUGCGAGAUGUCAAGACCUGGUUGUGGUUUGCUCUCAUUUUCAGUAUCUCUGUUCCCUCCGGUGGUGUUGGAUCUUUCGGACCUCUUCUCAUCAAAUCAUUCGGUUUCGAUUCCUUCGAGGCUAUCUUGUUCAACGCGCCUUUCGGUAUUGUUCAACUCAUUUCCACCGUUGGAGGGUCUUAUGUGGCGACCAAGUAUCACAAGAAAGGUCCAGUGAUUGCUUUCCUGGCUAUCUUUCCGACAAUUGGCUGCAUGAUUAUGUUGUCGACACCGCAUACACCCGAAGGCAGGAACACCCUUCUUGGUGGUUACUACAUGAUUUCUGUAUUCCCAGGCAUAGUCCCUCUGAUCUACUCGUGGGCUUCUUCCAACACAGCUGGUGAUACCAAAAGCAAAUGUAAUUCCUCUGUGCUAUUCAUCGGCCAAUCCCUCGGCAACAUCAUUGGCCCACUUCUCUACAAGCCAUCCGAGGCACCUGAGUACCAUAGAGGUCUAUCCUGGAACUUGCUUCUAUACAUGGCCAUUGAAGGUCUAGUAGUCCUCACGAGCAUGUAUCUCACCUUCCUCAACCGCGACCACAGUCGUCGUCGCGUCUUGGCUGGAAAAGACGCGGUUAUUGUAGACUACAGUCUAUACUCCCCCGAAGAAGCUGAUCGUCUUCGAAGAGCAAAGGCUACGGAUGGACAAACUGUUGAGAGCGCAAAGGAUGGAACGGUCGGAGAUCGAGCUUUUGAUGAUUUGACGGAUUUGAUGAACGAUGAGUUUUUGUAUGUGUUCUAA
Fusarium pseudograminearum CS3096 is the source of this 1689-nucleotide messenger RNA. RefSeq lists its product as uncharacterized. Gene Ontology annotation, molecular function: transmembrane transporter activity. The record is from RefSeq and is a predicted model, not a curated record. The transcript is spliced from 6 exons. Bases 1 to 1689 code for a protein of 562 amino acids. Lineage: Eukaryota; Fungi; Ascomycota; Sordariomycetes; Hypocreales; Nectriaceae. Gene Ontology annotation, biological process: transmembrane transport. Gene Ontology annotation, cellular component: membrane.